Molecule: messenger RNA, 2927 nt
Organism: Medioppia subpectinata
Lineage: Eukaryota; Metazoa; Arthropoda; Arachnida; Sarcoptiformes; Oppiidae
Source: the annotation of a GenBank genome assembly
ACACACAAUUUGAAUAUAACUCGUGUCUUAAUUGAUUUGUGUUUCAUUCACUUGCAUUCAAUUGGCAUCACAUCCACGAAGACCUUAACCGAUGGCAACGAUGGACGACAGCAAACGCGGCGCCCAAUUGUGGGACAACAGUCCCGACUCGCUAUUGAAAACUUGUUUACGAUAUGUGGUCAGAGAGGGUCUCGACUUACGGCCUGUGUCUUUGCCGCGAGAGAUCUGUGAUCUACUCAUUCACGUCUAUCGCGAGACACAUGUGAAUGACAGCGAACUCGCGAGCGAAUCGUUACAGAAGUUUAUGUCCCAAUUCCGGGCCAAUAAUAGCCGCGUAUGUGUGGCUAAGUUUGCCGACCUGUCCAUCAGUGACGAGACACUGGAAUCGUUUCUCGAGGAGCACUCCAAGUCCAUCAUCCACUUAGACGUGUCCAACUGUCCACACCUGACGGGUCAGGCCUUAACGCACAUCAAUACAGCGCUCACUCGUGUUGUAGAUCCGCGUCGACUGCGCCGCACAGUGCGGGUCAUAGAGGAGGGCCCGUGUCAUGAGUGCCGUGUCUUGUAUACCAAACACUACGCCAAUGGUGUGAUCACAACCACGAGAGACAACUGCACUGUCGACGAAAACGUGGGCCUCAUUACCGAUGAUUACUCUCUGACACAAGCGAUGGGUAUCUUCGAUGACCCGGAUUUCAGUGACUUUAAGGCCCGAAAAAUACGCGAAUUGAAUGGCAUUCGGGGUUACGAUUGGCGGCUAUCGGACGAAGCGAUGGCCGUUGAGUGCAAUGGAGUGCCGGCCGUAGCGACCAAUCGGUCACCAAUUCCUGUGAAUGAAUGCGAAUUCUAUAAGCCGUCGGAGAGUUUUAGUAAGAAUAUGGGCGACAAUCGGAUCAAGACUUUAGAGAUCAAGACAUGGCAGCCUUCGCCCCUCCAGACACUAAUCAUCGGUUGUUCAGCGCAUAUAUUGCCCGACUAUAUAGAGGAGGACGGACUCCACGAUGAGGACUCGUCAUCCAAUAGUCAUUUAAUUAACCCAUUGUUAACAAUACGUAAACUAGUGAUACACGAGUGGAACCCAAUCGACGCGUCCGCUCAUUAUCUCAAGUAUUUAAUUAACUCUCAAAUGAAACACACGUUACAGCACUUGGACUUAAGUAAUGGCAGUGCUAUCGGUUACGGCUCACCACUGGAACAGUUGCGGGCAUUGAAGACAUUGAUUUUAUACAACUGUCCGAAACUACAUCUGGCCAUCAAUAAAAUCGUAAAGAUUAAGACUUUACGUUGUCUCGACAUCUCAGCCACUGAUGACCGCUACGGACACGUAUAUGGAGAGCCUAACGCCCAGUUGGCACUUAUAGUGAACUCUUUGCCUGAAUUGACACGACUGGACAUAUCGGGCACUAACCUCGCGGGUCCGAGGCUCUAUAAGACGGCCGAUGAGGCGGCCAAUAGGCGCGCAAUACCCGCGCAUUCAGUUUCGGGCGACGCCACUGAAGAGCAGAUACUGACUGCUUGUGAAGUUUAUAUCGAUAGAGUGGAGUUCUUGGAGCGUACACUCAAUGAUCUGUUCGACUGUUUCAAUUCUGAAACUAACUUCCAUGACGUGAACCGAGCGCUCGAAAUAGUGUUGCAAUCGAUGUCCAGACACUUGCCUAACGAGUGCAUACAAACGCUGGCCACCGCUUUGCUCUUCUAUAUCGUUCACUCAUACGAAGCGAACCUUAACUUCAAUAUUAAAGUCAAGCGAUUGAUAGUCACUAAACUUCUGGAUGCUAUGCAUAAACACAGAUAUGACAUCAUUAUAUUACGAAACGGAAUAUUGGCUCUCGUACACUUCGAGAUACCAACUGAUGUGAUCUAUGAAUUGUCGCGUUUAACGGACAUCAUAUCUAUUGUAACCAACUUUGAGGACGACGUGUUGCUGAGGAUGGGUCUGAUGUAUUUGGAGGAUCUCAUGUGUGGGCUCGACGACUACCAUAAGACAAUUGUUGGCCAUUUGGCGAUCGACCAAAUGCUGUCAUUAAUCGAUACGAGACUCCAGAGUAAUAUAUGCGAUGAAGCAAUGGAGAGGGCGUGGAGUAUAAUGUGGACCGCGAGUGACACAACUCAUGCAAAUUGCGAACGUUUUAUCGAUUGUAACGGAAUGGAUGUCUUCGUGAGGUGUUUGCAAUCCUUUCCCAACAGCGCCCAGUUGUUGAGGAAUAUGACAGGAAUGGUGGCAAACGUCGCCCUCUGCGAGGAACUGCGGCCCCGACUGAUGAGCGUUCGGUUCAUUAAACGAUUUGUGCAACUGUUGGACAACGAGUCGGCCGGCAUUGAAGUGAGCUAUAAUGCGGCCGCAAUUCUCUCGCAUAUCGCCGGCGAGAAUAAGUGGCCGUAUGAUAGAGUUCGAGACAAUGCUCUGAACCAAUUGAGUGCCGCCAUUAAACUAUGGAAGAUCAACUCCAAGAUAAAAAUCAACUACAGAUCCUUUAAACCGUUUCUACGUCUAUUAAAGUCAAGCAUACCAUCGGGGGCUCAGUAUUGGUCGGUCUGGGCGUUGGCAAAUCUGACUCGAGUCAAGAGUAAAAAAUAUUGCCCACUCCUGAAGAAUGACAACGGUUUAGAAGUGUUGGAACAGUUGGCGGAUAGCGAUUCGGUUCCCGAUUACAUAAAAGACUUGUCGUCUCUAACUCUAUAUCAAUACGAUUUGUUUGUAAAAGUCGGUCAUUUAACGGCACUCGAGAGCAGCGAAGACUUGAAAAUACCGGCCGAUUAUGUGAGACAAUCGCACCAAUAAUUAGUGAUUUGUUAAUUAUAUGAUAUUUUACUUAUAAAUUGCUUAAUAUUAAUUUCAUUAAAUUUAUCGUUUAAUAUAAAAUAUUCUUUGAUUUACAUUUCAUAUAAUUAUCAAACAAGUGGUAAAUUUAAGGCACAAAUCAUAA